UCUUAUUUGUUUAUCUCGUUCUUACUGUGCGUUUCUAGUUUUAAGAUUAGGUUAGAGGUUCUCGUGAAACUUGUUUAAAUAACACUGUAAAAAAAUGUCGAAAUCAAUCGGAAAGAGAAUGCUUAAAAAAAUAACCGAGAAGAUUGAUCAUUCGUCAAAAUUACGCGUGACUAUACCUGCGGGCUUGGCGUCAUCCGCACCACCCCUCGGAUCUCAACUCGGACAAAGGAAUAUCAAUAUUGCAAAUUUUUGCAAAGACUUCAAUCAGAAGACAGCCAACAUCAAGGAAGGCAUCCCUUUGCCAUGUCGUGUAAAAGUGCGUUCAGAUAGAACUUAUGAUUUAGUAAUUCACAAGCCACCUGUAACAUAUUAUUUGAAACAAGCAGCUGGAAUACAAAAAGCAAAAAUGAAGAAAGGCGAAGUGGCUGGUAAGAUAACUCUGAAACAUUUAUAUGAAAUUGCUAAAAUUAAGUCAGAAGAUCCAACUAUGGCAUUGCUCUCUUUGGAGCAAGUCUGCACUAUGAUGGUCGGCAUCGCGCGCACAUGCGGCAUUGAGAUUGUGCGUGAGUUAGAUCCAGAAGAAUACAAAGAGUUCCUGAAGAAGAGAGAAGAGGCUAUCACGCAGUAUCGCGAAGAACUACGUUUAGCUAAAGAAAGCAGGAUGCUUAGAACAAAUUGAUUCAUAAUUAUCGUAGCAUAUUUAAAUUUCUGUUAACUAUAAUAUUUCACUGUACAUAUAAAUAUAUAUACAUUAAAAUUUA
Molecule: messenger RNA, 761 nt
Organism: Cataglyphis hispanica
Lineage: Eukaryota; Metazoa; Arthropoda; Insecta; Hymenoptera; Formicidae
Gene: mRpL11
Product: 39S ribosomal protein L11, mitochondrial
Exons: 3
Coding region: 95-679 (194 amino acids)
Biological process (GO): translation
Cellular component (GO): ribosome; mitochondrial large ribosomal subunit
Molecular function (GO): large ribosomal subunit rRNA binding; structural constituent of ribosome
Source: RefSeq, a predicted model, not a curated record